AUGUCAAACAAAACAAAAAUUAAAAAAACUGAUCAAAUCUUACAUCAAAAUGCCAUUAAUGCUGCACUUCGUGCACUUAACAAUUCCGAAAACCCUAAUAUUUGUGGAACUGCUCGCAGCUUCGGGGUUUCAGAGACAUCUCUUAGGCGCGCAGUAAAAAAUAAUGGCCCACUUAAACGUCCUGGUCGCACAACUGUCUUAAGCGAACAUGAAGAAACACAAUUAGUAGGCUAUUGCAAAAACAUGCAACAAUUGGGAUUUGGCUUAACAAAAUCGGGAGUUAAUCACUGUGUAAUGGAGAUUGUUCGCAGUGAUAAUCGUAACCAUCCGUUUGCUGAGAAAGGGCCCGGACAGGCCUGGUGGGAACGCUUUAUGAAAGAUCACCCUGAUCUAUCAUUUCGCAUUCCCCAAGCCUUGACUGAAGCACGUGCACAAAGAGCCAAUGCGACCAUUGUGAAAGACCACUUUAACAAGCUUGGUCAAGUAAUUAAAGAGCAUUCUCUCACUGCUGAUCGUAUAUGGAAUAUGGACGAAACAGGCUUUUCCCUCUCUCCUAAGGUUCAAAAGGUCCUUGCUGCAAAGGGUGCACGUCAAGUCCACAAG
This is a messenger RNA of Cetraspora pellucida, 603 nucleotides long. NCBI's taxonomy places the organism in Eukaryota, Fungi, Glomeromycota, Glomeromycetes, Diversisporales, Gigasporaceae. The record is from the annotation of a GenBank genome assembly.